CAUUCGUUGAUUCGAGUGAUCCGUUCGUUAAGCGGAAACAAUGGGACAAAUGUGAAACCGACUUCAUCAGCUGUUAUGUCAUCUACUGCGACCUAGUGGCCAACUGACUCAGCUGAAGGCUGAAAAACAGGAGAGUGACGGGAACGCUAAGUUAGCUAGUUAAGCUAAGGUGUCAAGGAUCUUUGAGAAGAACUCGUCGACAUGCUUGCUCGUCUGUUAUUUAACCUCCUCAACAAUGCCCGGGUCGUUGAGAAGUUGGCAGAGUCGCGCCCGAUUCGCAGGGCGGCCCAGAUUACAGCCUACGCCAUCACCAAGGCUCAGAUAGCCGGCCGGGACGCCUCGGAGCGGGUUUUGCGGUCACAGACGCUGCGGCAGGUCCGGGACGAAGCCGGUAAAGUCCCCGGGGACCUGGGAGAGAUGGGCAGCCGCCUCCAGAGGGUCAAAGACACAUUCGUGAAGGAGGUGAAGGAGGGAUUCAAGGAUGGCUCCAGAGGGAUCAAGAAAUAAAGAGGACACAGGCAUUUUAAAAGACUGGGAGUCUACUGAUUACACCUAUGUGGUUGGAUUUUGACAGGUCGACAUCUCGUUUUUCUAAUUUAUUGAAUGAUCAAUGUCUGCUAGAGGAAAAGGAGAAGUAAUAUGUGAACAAUCUGCCUCAGCAAUUCAGGACAUCAAUGUGCACUUGUGGUCAAGUUCACUAUCAGGAAUGAGGGGGAGGGGGGGUGGUAAUAAUGUGGAGAGGUCCACACUAAAUAAUAAAUCAAGCACUGUUGUCAAGUUAUUAUUAGUGUGGAAAGAUUAAGAGCUCUUUUCUAAGAGUGAUUCAAAGUCAUUUCACUUAAGACCUCUUCACAUUAUGCUAUGAUACAAAACCACUUACUGUUUGUUCAUCUAUUGCCAUCCGCUGCACUAUGCCAAUAAUCCUAUUUCCCUCCACCAAUGUGCACUAUGACAGUAAUCAUGUGGGGAAGCUUUUAUGGAUCUGUACAAGUUAAAAAAUGUACAUAUAGUGGAACGCGUGAUGAUGUGUAUAGGUAAUGAAUUCACCAUUUUGUUCUGACUGUAUAAAUAAAGAUUAGAACUUUUAACAGCA
Molecule: messenger RNA, 1093 nt
Organism: Centropristis striata (black sea bass)
Lineage: Eukaryota; Metazoa; Chordata; Actinopteri; Perciformes; Serranidae
Gene: ncbp2as2
Product: NCBP2 antisense 2 (head to head)
Exons: 2
Coding region: 202-507 (101 amino acids)
Source: RefSeq, a predicted model, not a curated record